Molecule: messenger RNA, 2592 nt
Organism: Corvus hawaiiensis (hawaiian crow)
Lineage: Eukaryota; Metazoa; Chordata; Aves; Passeriformes; Corvidae
Product: transmembrane protein 238-like
Exons: 2
Coding region: 1585-1974 (129 amino acids)
Source: RefSeq, a predicted model, not a curated record
UGUCUUAAAGGCCCCAUCACCUUUUAUCUUUUCCUGGCCCAAACCAAAAACACUCAAAUUUUUCAAGUGUCAAAGGGCAGAGAUGGGGCUAUCUUAGGGGAAAAAAGGCUGAAAAAUACUUGAAUAAGUGCCAUCUUUCUGAAGCAAGAAGCAUGGAUGCCAAGAGCAGCAAUUUACGUGUGCUUUUAAAAGUGAAAUAGCUGCUAUCGUUUAAAAAAUUGUUCAGUAUAAUAAAGACAGGUUGGCAGCUAUUGGUCUUACUGUAGAUAUUCAAGUUAGCAGCCUGGUACCAAGCCAAACAUUCUAAUUUUUAGCUGUUUUUACCUAGGGUAUUGGUGAGUUAAAAAGGCACAAGACAAUUUUCCUUUAACCAUAUAUACUUUGCAACACCAGGGAAAAUCUUACCUUCAGUUUUGGGCUUUUUUUUUGCUACCAGAACUGUUGAGAGUAUUCCUGCAUGAUGGUCACGGAACCGUUGUUCUUCCAUCUGAGAAAAGCCAAAGGCUAUGUGAAUUUCAGUUGUGCCAGCCAAGUGAACUCAUCCAGUAAAGGCAUGAAAAAUACAUACUUAGGACUGAAAGGUGAUAUAUUUGCAAUUUUACAGAACUGCCCAAUUGUUCUCUGUAUGAUCACUUGUCUGCCCUCCACAGAGUGAGAAUACAAGGCAGAUUUGUGUUGAAAAGUCCUAGUGCUAAAAACUCCAAAUAGGAAAAAGGUGGUAAGAGACAGUAUUAAUCAAUAGGAGGUAACCAGCCUCAUUUAUCAUUCGAAAAACCCUACCACAUCUCCUUUUUAGGACAUCCUCAUAUCAAGGUACUGGCUACCUACAAAGCAAGCGGGUGCUAAAUAAAAUGUGAUAAACACUAAUGAAUAUGAAAAUAUUCUGCUUCAUCUGUGGUGGCAACUUUUCUUGACCCUUUUGCUACCCUAACUUUUUGAAACUUUUCAACUAUUUUGUGAACCAAAUGCUAUUAUAGGAAUUGAAUCUGUAAUCCCAGUAAACCAACAGCACUCACUGUCACUGGAGGAGGAGUCUUCCUCAGCAGCAUCAUUCUUGGCACUCUGUCCCUCCACAAAAAUGUGGAAAGUGCCUAUGCUAUUAGGCCUGGUCAUAGUUCCUGUUGGCUUGAUAUUUCUAGUUACUGGAACAGUGGCUAAGCCAUCGUUAAAUAGGGUGUUAGAUAUAAGGCUCUUGUGAGAGCAGGCACAGGAGAUCCUACAUCUAAACACAGUUCUUGUGCCUGAGGACUUGGGAAUGUAAAAAGAGGUCAGUGUGCACCACUCCCAAGGAGCCCUCAGCUCCCAAAUACCAUCGGUCGCUACAGAUCAGCCUUCGAGUCCCACCGCGGCGGUCUGGGGGCUCUGCGGGGCCGGUGGGGGCGGCGUGUGCCCGCCUUCCCCUGCGCGCAGGUGCGGGAGGGGACAAGGCGCGGCCCGGGCUUGCCCUGAGGUGUGCGGGGGGCGCGGCCUGGGCGGCCCCUCAGGUGCGGGGGGCGUGCCCUUCACCUGCCCUCGGGUGGGAGGGCGCGGCCCGGCCCUGCCCUCAGGUGUGUGCGGCCCGAGGCGGCGGUGGCGCCGCUCCCGAUGGCGGCCCCGGGCGGGCUGGGCCGCUGCGUGGCCGCCUUCUGGCUGGCGCUGGCCUUCGACGCGCUGGGGCUGGCGGUGCUGCUGGCCGGCGUGUUCGCCGACGUGUUCUUCUCCGACCUGCUCAUCUACGCGGGCGGCAUCGGCAUCUUCCUCAGCCUCGUCUGGUGGGUGUUCUGGUACGCGGGUAACCUGGAGGUGCCGCCCGAGGAGCUGCGGGACGACGUGGGGCUGUCGGCGCCCAAGGGCCGCGAGGACACGCUGCUUCGGCGGCUGGUGCACGGCCUCAGCCUCCGCCUCACCGCCGCGCUCGCCCCCGCCCGCCCCGCGGACCUGGAGCUGCAGCGCGCCGGGGGCCCCCGCGGCCGCCACGCCGACCCCGGCAGGUGAGAGCCGCGACGGGCCCCGGGACGGACAGCGAGGCGAAUCCGGCUGAUCUGUUGAAGACACAACUACUGACGUUACUGCCCCAAAAAGUGGGGGGAAGUGCUGCAAAUGAUGAAAAGAGAUUCCCUACUCAAAGCAAUAGGAUUCUCUUAUUGUGGAAUAAUCUCUGCAAGCAUUGUGGACUCUCCAUAAAAUGGACAUGUGGAGCUGUAUCUCUGCCAAACACACCUACUUCAGUGUUGGACUGGAUAUACUUCGAAAUGGCAAAGAAAGAUCCCACAAAAUCUCUUUAAGAAGUGAGAACUAAAAAAGAAUUUAACCUGCUUUGCUGAAAAAUCACUGCAGCUUGUCAUAUAGUUGGUUUUGUUUUGUUUUAAUUAUUAUUAUUUUUAAUAACCUGGAAGGUUUGGAUAAAAAGCUCUUGCACAAUGAAAAGCUCUUGCACUGUUUUUUACCAAGGUCUGGAAGUUAAACUUACUGUGAAUUUUUAUAAUGCCAGUGCAAUACUUUUGUUUGUAAGGGUGCUUUUAAGAUGUCUGUAUUAAAGUAUUGACGCAAAGCUGCAAAUGUAGUAGAAGUUAUUUAUAGUGUAAAUACACAAUUUACGGUGUCUCUUGUAAA